AUGAAUGUAAGAUCCCCUGAGUCAUACCAAGAUCUUCGAAAAAUAGAUGGAAAUUACUACGACACAUUUAGAGAAUCUGCAGAAAAAAGAGGAUUGUUACAUCAUAAUAACAACUUGGUUGAUUGCAUGACAGAGGCUGUAUGUUAUCAAAUGCCUUAUAGCUUGCGACAUCUAUUUGCUACAAUAUUAGUAUAUUGCAAUCCUGAUAAUCCAAAAGAACUAUGGGAACAAUUUGAAGAGUCAAUGUCUGAAGACUUCAAUAAAUUACCAAACAUGGAUCCAAAAAAAACAAGACAUUCAGUUUUGAACCAUAUUAAUGAUGUAUUACAUACCAUGGGACAUGAUGUAAAUGAGUAUAGAUUGAUUUCUGAAAAUGUUGUGAGUUCAAGGGUAGAGUCAGAGGCAAAAGAUGUUAAUUUUGAAAGGAAUAUAGUUGUUACUAAAGAAGAUCUGCUAUUAUAUAAAAAACUGAAUACCGAACAAAAAAAAGCAUAUGAUAUUAUCCUUCAAAGAGUACUUACUAACGAAUCAGGUGCUUUUUUCAUUGAUGGUCCGGGAGGAAGUGGUAAAACAUUUUUGUAUCGUGCUUUAUUGGCCACUGUAAGAUCUAAAGGUUUCAUAGCUUUGGCGACAGCAACUUCUGGUGUUGCGGCAUCUAUACUUCCUGGAGGACGAACAGCCCAUUCACGAUUCAAAAUUCCAAUUAAUAUUGACGAGCAGUUCUCCUGUAACAUCAGUAAGCAAAGCUCUCUCGCAUCUUUAAUUCGUGAUGCAAAAUUAAUUGUAUGGGAUGAGGUAUCAAUGUCAAAAAAAAAUAUGAUUGAAGCUCUUGAUUUGCUUAUGAAAGACCUAACUGAAACAAAUAUACUCUUUGGUGGAAAAGUCAUAGUGUUUGGAGGUGAUUUUAGGCAAACGCUUCCUGUUGUCCGAAGUGGAAAAAAGGAAGACUUUAUUUCUGAAAGUAUUUUAAACUCCAGAAUUUGGAAUCAACUUGAAAAAUUGAGACUAUCAGAAAAUAUGCGUGCAAGGACUGAUCCUGUUUUUUGUGAAUAUCUUAUGAGAAUUGGGAAUGGAAAAGAAAAAACAAAUAUUAACAAUAAAAUAGAAAUCCCAAAGCAGUUCAUCAUUCCUUUUACUACUGAAAAAGAGUCAUUAGAUCUUUUGUUCAAAGUGAUAUAUGACUCUUCUUUUAUGACAUCUCGUGUUAUCUUGACUACAAAGAACGACUUUGUUGAUGAACUAAAUGAUAGACUCAUAACUCAAUUUCCAACAGUUGCUAAAAUAUUCAUAGCUGCUGAUGAGACUAUUGAACCAAACGAUCAACCUCAAUUUGAGGACUUCUUACACACUCUAAAUGUUCCUGGCUUACCUCCGUACAGAUUAAUGUUAAAGCAAAACUGCCCUGUUAUAUUAUUGCGAAAUUUAAAUCCUUCUGAAGGCUUAUGUAACGGUACACGAUUGGUGUGCUGUGAUUUCAAAACACAUGUUAUAAGUUGUAAAAUUGCAAGUGGUGACUUCAAAGAUAAGCACGUAUUUAUUCCAAGAAUACCAUUACUAUCAUCAGAGGAUGAAAAAAUACCUAUUCCUUUUAAAAGAACACAGUUUCCUAUACGUCUAUGCUUUGCAAUGACUAUAAAUAAAGCACAAGGACAAACAUUAGAUUAUGUUGGUAUCUAUUUACGUGAACCAGUUUUUUCCCAUGGUCAAUUAUAUGUUGCUUUAUCAAGAGCGAAAAGUUCAAACUGUAUAAAAAUAUUGAUUCGACCUCCUACUGCAGAUAAUGAUGAUGACCACUCAACUUGUAAUGUAGUAUACAAUGAGAUCAUUCAAAAAGCUUUGUUAUGA
Molecule: messenger RNA, 1845 nt
Organism: Solanum verrucosum
Lineage: Eukaryota; Viridiplantae; Streptophyta; Magnoliopsida; Solanales; Solanaceae
Exons: 1
Coding region: 1-1845 (614 amino acids)
Biological process (GO): DNA repair; telomere maintenance
Molecular function (GO): DNA helicase activity
Source: RefSeq, a predicted model, not a curated record